AUGAAUUCCGAGGCACUGAAGGCCUUUUUGGACCAGGCGUCCGAAGCGGAAAAAGACUGGCUGGCCAACGCCCUCUACUACCGUGAGCUCGAGACCAUCCGCCGGGAGGCGCCUCUCCUCGACCCGAACAAGUACGCGAGCAAGAAGGUGGACGUGUAUGACAGCAGCGCAGCGCCACCAGGCCAAGCUGUAACGGCCGCCGCGGCCACUAUUUCUCAUGGCCCCAACCUGCAAGGCGGCGCUGCCCCUGACCGGCCGCCACCGCAAUACUUGAACCGCAAGAGCGGCAUCGACAUCGACCAGCUCCCCUGGCUCCUCGCACGUGUACUAGCAAAGGUGAGCACGGUUAGUCUUUCUGAAGAUGAUGGCGAGGCCGGAAACAACGCGACGCCCCCCUCGGGACCGCUCUCAGACACGCGAUUGGACAUAGCGAAUAUCAGACAGUCCAUCGGAUACACGAAACCAUUCGAAGAGCAGUUUCCCGAUGAGAUUCAAGCGGCAAAAGCGGACUUCUUGUCGACGGGGUAUAAGUACGUGAACCAGGAGAGCAUCUUUAACGCGCCAGACUGGUUGGGUGAUCUGCGCAAGUUCGAGGGCAGGACCGCCUUGCUCAAGGGCUUCCCCAUGGUUGAGGAUGUUACCUUUCUCAAGCAUCCAAACUACUGGCAGACGAUCGAGGAGCACGGAAAGUUGAUUGAGGAUGGCCAGUGCUACUGGUCGUCCAUCGGCCUGCUGCUGUACGGCAACGCGCAUUCCUGGCUUCGGGUCAAGGCAGAACAUCUCAGUUUUCUAGAAAGGGUCUUGGUGAACCCCAACCAUCCUCGUCACGCGUUCUACUCGAGGGAAAACCAGAACAUGGGGGUAACGUACGCGACAGGCCCUGCCGGCCUCGACAGUCAGUGGUCCGGUCAGGUGAACCUCUGGGAGAGACUGCAGAUCCCGGGAUGCUGGACGAACGAGGACCUAUGCCAGCUCACGGCAGACGUGUACGGCGUGUUUUUGGUACUGUACAAGUACGACACCGCAAACGAGGCCAACGCGCAGUGGAAGGGCAAGGUAUACGACAUGAAGACCUACGGAGCAUACAACAACCGCCAUAUCUUCUUGUGCUAUUACCUCGAAAACCAUUUUCAGCCCAUGGUCCCAAACGAGUAUUGCGCCUCAGAAUUCAAGCUGCCGCGUCUGACCCUGUCGAACACGGACAGGUACGAACUGGUGUCUCGCAAGCGAACUCGCAAAGUCCGGGACGGGCCGGGACAUCACUGGCGAGCACAGCCUCAGGUGGUACCCUCCCUGGCGUGGCCCUCGUUUGAAGCAGAACACCUAGCUCGAGCAGCUGGUUACGGACCGUACGUGAAGAAAUCCUUGCCACGGCAUAUGUCCCCAUCCCACACCGGCAGCACAGUACUCCAAGCCCCAAAGCCAGAGGAGGAGGUAUGGGAGGAGGUGGUAUGGGAGGAAGGGGGAAAGGGGAAGGAUAAGAAGAAUGCCUCUCCUUUUGCGAAUCCCGAGGCACUGAAAUCGCCCAAUGUGACGCGGGAGGUUGUCUCCCUUCUCUCCGCGGAGACCUCCGGGAGAGGAUCGAGCAGGGGUCUUACGCAGGCCGACACCUUGAGAGCCCGAGAAGCCCUCGGUGUGCUGCAUCGCUACAUCGACAAGGUCAGCGGCGCCACCGCGGCCGAUUCCGGCCGCCACCCUCUUCCCACCGGUCGACCGUCGCUGCCUGCGGCAUCCCAUAAUAACCCUCAAGAAGACCUCAAGGGAAAAGGCAAACGCCCGGCCAUUGACCCACCUGAAUCAGGGCCACACCCCUCGAAACGCCCUCGUACGCCCCCAAGGGCCCCAGCCCAGCCCUCGACGUCGUCCAACUUCGUCUCCCUCACGCCCACCAACCGCGGCCACCAGGGCCCCUCGACCGCGAACCCUCAGACUCACGCCGGCCCCAGCGGCACCGCACUCCCCGGCCCCGCGACCUUCUUCCGGGCCGCGUCCAAGACGCUGCUGACCAAGGUGCGAGUGGCGCGGCUGAAGCGGUGGUGCCUGGACCUGGAGCUGGCGGCCGGGGACGACGUGGCGGCGUGGCGCAAGGAGCGGUGCGUGCGGGAGCUGCUGGCCGCGGGCGUCCAGGUGCGCCUGGUGCGGGCCGCCGCCGGGGCCGUCGUCGUCGACGAGGAGGUCGAGGACCGCGGCGUCGAGGUCGUCAGGGUGGCUCCUGCUGCUCCUGUUGCUAUUACUGGUGGCGGUGCUGCGGCGGCGGCGGGCGAGGGCGAUGGCGAUGUUGACCAGGGACAGGGGAAUGCAGGAGAUGAUGAGGAUGGUGAUGGUGAUGGUGAUAACGGUGACGGCGACGAGUGA
Thermothelomyces thermophilus ATCC 42464 is the source of this 2355-nucleotide messenger RNA. RefSeq lists its product as uncharacterized. The record is from RefSeq and is a predicted model, not a curated record. The coding region runs from base 1 to 2355 and encodes 784 amino acids. The transcript is spliced from 3 exons. NCBI's taxonomy places the organism in Eukaryota, Fungi, Ascomycota, Sordariomycetes, Sordariales, Chaetomiaceae.